Messenger RNA from Rubroshorea leprosula, 841 nucleotides. The record is from the annotation of a GenBank genome assembly. Lineage: Eukaryota; Viridiplantae; Streptophyta; Magnoliopsida; Malvales; Dipterocarpaceae.
AAAUCUCAAAUCUAAUAAGCAUUUGAGGUAACGAAAGAAAUGAUGAUCAUCCGAACAUCACCUAUCUUUGCUUUCUUAGUACUGCUAAUGAUUGAAUCAGCAGCAGGCCAGGCUCUGGUGAAGCCUGGCUGUCCAGAGUCUUGUGGGAAUGUCAGCAUUCCAUACCCCUUUGGAAUCGGAACAGGUUGCUACAUGAGCAAAGGGUUUGAGCUCUACUGUGAUAACCAUUCCAAUCCUACUAGAACUAUACUGAACAGCACAAAAAUUGAGGUAAUGUAUUUCUCUCUUAUUCCCAGCUUUAUUACCGUCAAACUACCCACAAACCGCACGAAUUGUGCCAGAACCUGGGCACUUUUGAAUCUUUCUGGAAGUCCUUUUAUGUCCGUCUGGUCAGGGAACACCUUGGAGGAAUAUGCUUUAGGCGUGUUAGAAUGGGCGAUUACUGAUAAGGAUGUAUUACAAUUACCACAUACAAAUGAGGGUGCAUUUAACUGUUUCAAGUUUAAUGGUCCUAAUGAUACUGUUGGUUAUGGUUAUUACAACGAUUCGGACUUGUUCUCAUCGUAUACCAUUGGUAAUGGUUAUUACAACGAUGCCGAAUUGUUUGCAUUGUAUAAUUUAUCUUCAAUGUCCUGGAACGCAAGUCAACGAUGUGUUUGUGAACGUGGAUUUGAAGGCAACCCUUAUCUACCUGAUGGAUGUCACGGUGAACUUCAAUCUCCACUUUUUCUCUAGUUUUAUCUGUGUCUCGUUUCUUUUAUUUAUAAUAGUUAAUAUUUAUUAAUUUUUUACAAUCAUCUAUCAACUGAGUUUUGUUUAAAAAACAUUAAACAUAAUAAGA